This is a messenger RNA of Portunus trituberculatus (swimming crab), 1500 nucleotides long. RefSeq lists its product as uncharacterized. Gene Ontology annotation, molecular function: DNA binding; structural constituent of chromatin; protein heterodimerization activity. NCBI's taxonomy places the organism in Eukaryota, Metazoa, Arthropoda, Malacostraca, Decapoda, Portunidae. Gene Ontology annotation, cellular component: nucleosome. The coding region runs from base 128 to 1444 and encodes 438 amino acids. The record is from RefSeq and is a predicted model, not a curated record. The transcript has 6 exons.
UUACGUCAUUCCCGUCCAAUCGUAAGGCAAGGUUGGGCCCCGGCAAACCGUAUUUAAAGAAGUGCCAGCCUAAGCGCUCAACUCGCCCAACUGUUCGUUCCGAGCGGCAGUAACUUACUUACUCACCAUGGCACGUACUAAGCAAACGGCCCGCAAGUCCACCGGUGGCAAGGCGCCCCGCAAGCAGCUUGCCACGAAGGCAGCUCGCAAAUCUGCUCCUGCCACUGGAGGUGUCAAGAAGCCCCACCGUUACAGGCCAGGAACCGUGGCCCUCCGUGAGAUCCGCCGUUAUCAGAAGAGCACCGAACUGCUUAUCAGGAAGCUGCCUUUCCAGCGCUUGGUGCGUGAAAUUGCCCAGGAUUUCAAGACUGACCUCCGCUUCCAGUCCUCCGCUGUCAUGGCCCUCCAGGAAGCUUCCGAGGCUUAUCUCGUGGGUCUCUUUGAAGACACUAACCUGUGCGCCAUCCACGCCAAGCGUGUCACUAUCAUGCCCAAGGACAUCCAGCUGGCUCGUCGAAUCCGUGGCGAGCGUGUGGCUCCUAUGGAGCCGGGUAGGAGACGGCGUGCUUUGCCAGUUCGCCGGGCAGAAGGAGACGGACGGCAGUCUGGAUCUCCCGGCUGGAUUCAUCGCCUCCUGAGGAAGGGCAACUACGCCGAGCGAGUGGGGGCUGGCGCCCCCGUGUACCUUGCAGCGGUCAUGGAGUACCUGGCCGCCGAAGUCCUCGAGCUUGCCGGCAACGCCGCCCGCGACAACAAGAAGACUCGCAUCAUCCCGCGUCACCUGCAGCUGGCCAUCCGGAACGACGAGGAACUUAACAAGCUCCUCUCCGGGGUCACCAUUGCACAGGUUGCUGUUGUUGACACCAAAUUCCAGACACCAGAUUUAACCGCCAAAUCCGUAGAGGGUACGUCCCUGACGCUUGAGGGCGUAGACGACGUCCAUGGCAGUGACGGUCUUGCGCUUGGCGUGCUCGGUGUAGCGCUCAACUCGCCCAACUGUUCGUUCCGAGCGGCAGUAACUUACUUACUCACCAUGGCACGUACUAAGCAAACGGCCCGCAAGUCCACCGGUGGCAAGGCGCCCCGCAAGCAGCUUGCCACGAAGGCAGCUCGCAAAUCUGCUCCUGCCACUGGAGGUGUCAAGAAGCCCCACCGUUACAGGCCAGGAACCGUGGCCCUCCGUGAGAUCCGCCGUUAUCAGAAGAGCACCGAACUGCUUAUCAGGAAGCUGCCUUUCCAGCGCUUGGUGCGUGAAAUUGCCCAGGAUUUCAAGACUGACCUCCGCUUCCAGUCCUCCGCUGUCAUGGCCCUCCAGGAAGCUUCCGAGGCUUAUCUCGUGGGUCUCUUUGAAGACACUAACCUGUGCGCCAUCCACGCCAAGCGUGUCACUAUCAUGCCCAAGGACAUCCAGCUGGCUCGUCGAAUCCGUGGCGAGCGUGCCUAAUAAGUGUGUCAUCCAAGGCAAGCAAGCAACAACAAACAAUAUCUAGGCCCUCUUCA